This is a messenger RNA of Helianthus annuus (common sunflower), 1405 nucleotides long. RefSeq lists its product as uncharacterized. Gene Ontology annotation, molecular function: ubiquitin-protein transferase activity. Lineage: Eukaryota; Viridiplantae; Streptophyta; Magnoliopsida; Asterales; Asteraceae. The record is from RefSeq and is a predicted model, not a curated record. The transcript is spliced from 9 exons. The coding region runs from base 205 to 1194 and encodes 329 amino acids.
UGUUGCACCAGACCCAAUCCCAGCUUUAUCUCUUUCGAUUCUCUCUGCAUCAAUUUCACCUUUCAUUUCAUCAAUUUUCCCUUUUCAAUUAAAGCACAACAGACCUCAAAAGCGGGGUUUUGGGCAAUCAAACAGAGUUUUCUUCUGUUUGAAUCAGCUGUUAGAUAACAUCAGAUUCGAGUUGCUGUUAAUUAUUAUAUAUCCAUGAGGUUGCAGGAUGCAUAUAUUUGUACGAUUUGCUGGGAGAAUGUUACUGGCGAUCGUGGCCGAGCAACGCUUCAAUGCGGACAUCAUUUUCAUCUGGAUUGCAUUCAUCACGAAUUUAGUGCGAAGGGAGAGAUGCGAUGUCCCAACUGUAGAAACGUUGAGACGAGUCAAUGGCUUUUCCUAAACAGUCCCAGACCAUCUAACGAGCUCAACGUUGACGGCUUGCUCAAUCGUGGCGACGUAAUGUCUCAACGUAUUUAUCCUGAAGCACCACAGUUCCAAUCUGAAGGAGUUGGUCGGGGUCUUGCUUAUGCUGUUUUAGAUUCUUCAAGUGGAGGUCUGUACUCUUCUGGCUGGCUAGUGAAUGAUCCUUACCUUUACCCUGAUAGUGCUGCACGUGCAAUUUCUCCUACUGAAGGUCUCGGUUCUUAUGCCUGGCUAACGAAUCAACCUUACCCUUAUAGCAGUACACAUGCAGAAGGGCAUGUGGGUUGGUCCUCUAACCAGCCACAGUUCCAAUUUGCCGGAUUUAGUCCGGGUGAUGCUGCUGCUGCUUUAGAUUCUCCUACUGAAGGUCUCGGUUCUUAUGCCUGGCUAACGAAUCAACCUUACCCUUAUAGCACUACACAUGCAGAAGGGCAUGUGGGUUGGUCUUCUAACCAGCCACAGUUCCAAUUUGCGGGAUUUAGUCCGGGUGAUCCUGCUGCUGCUGCUUUAGAAUCUUUCACCAGUUUUCUCAACUCUGGUGGCUCGCUUACAAAUCCACGUCAUCAGCCUUCCCUUGAAGUACCUGCAAUUUCUUCCACAAAUCCUCCUUAUGACUACCCUGAACAUGCAGUUUCUUCCACUAGAGGUCUCGCCUCUUAUGGCUCGCUAAUGACUCAACCUUACCGUGAUAGUGAUACACGUGCAGAGUUGCGUUCACAGAAUCUGAAUGCCUAUAUUCUAGGAGCAAGAAAUCAAGGGCGUGAACCAGCCACAGGGUAGAGCUAGCGACAUGGUUCAGUAACUCUUAAACAAGUUUUACAUAUGUGUGAGUUGGUUAUGAACAAAAAUACAAGUGUAGCUGUCAAAUUACAUUACAUAACUACCUCCGGAACCCCUUUUACCCACAACAUUUUGGUUCUCUCAGGGGCUAUAUGUCAUUAAACAAAUAGACUAUAAUAUGGGUUGUACACUUAUUGCUUCAAAAUCACUU